CUUCACGCUCAUUGAUUAUGAAUGGACUGCGUUUGAAUGAUAAAAUAUAGCUAGGAAGUAAAUUUGGAAUAUAGGUUUCUUUCGUGUUUUCUGAAAAGAUUAAAUUGCCUAUCUCCAUGGGAAAUUCAAUUUUAGAAUAGAACGGCGAUAAAUUGACUCUACCGAGUGAUCGAGUUUGUGUAGGAUUUGCUGCUCUGAUUGUUUGAAAACAAAGAUGCCUGCCGUUCGAUGUCCCGUCCCUGGAUGUGAUUAUAUCACGGAUGACGUGGAUUCUGCCAUCGUUGUUGCACUCAUUAACGCACACAGUGCAUCACAUACUGGUGGAGAAGCCGUCAAAGUCGAACACGUUGGGCGUCCAACAACGACUGCCGCUGGAUCAGGCGAAGACGUCAAAUCGCCAAUAGCGACGGCACGCGCUGAGAGUGUAGAUGAAAAAAUGUUAAAACAAUCUGGCCUAAAGAUAUGCUUUAAAUACAAUGGCAGAGGUUGUGAAAGAGUUGGCUCUUGUUCUUACAUACAUAUUUGCAAGAGUUACGUAAAAGGUGUGUGUGGAUCUGGAAAGUGCAGUAGAAGUCAUGAUAUCUGCGAUCCCGCAGUAAUAUCAGCUCUUGACAAACACGGAAUAAAUACGAAGAAACCAAAGAGAGAAAUUCUUGCUGAAUUCAAAGCAGCCAUAAAAGAUAACGAAAGCAUGAGCAGUCGUGGAGAAGGUGGAAAUUCAGAAGAUAGAUUAGAAGACAUCUCUGGAGGAAACGCAAAUCGCACGAAAUAUCUAAAAUUAUGUCACAAAUACAACGGCAGCGGUUGUGAAAGAGAUGACUCUUGUCCUUACAUACAUAUGUGCAGGACUUACGUGGAAAGCAAGUGUGGAAAAGAGUGUAGUAAAAAUCACAACAUCUUCGAUCCUAGAGUUAAAGAAAUACUUGAAAAACAUGGAGUAGAUAUAAACAGAAAGCCGAAAGAAAUACUUGCUGACAUCAAGGUAGCCUUAAAAGAUGACAGAAGCAAGAGCAAUCGUGACGAAAGUAGAAAUUCUAAAGCUGAGAGUGUAGAUGUAAAAAUGUUAAAGCAAUCUGGCCCAAAGAUAUGCUUUAAAUACAAUGGCAGAGGUUGCGAAAGAGUUGACUCCUGUUCUUACAUACAUAUUUGCAUGAGCUACGUAAAAGGUGUGUGUGUAUCUGGAAAAUGCAGUAGAAGUCAUGAUAUCUGCGAUCCCGCAGUAAUAUCAGCUCUUGACAAACACGGAAUAAAUACGAAGAAACCAAGGAGAGAAAUUCUUGCUGACUUCCAAGCAGCCAUCAAAGAUAACGAAAGCAUGAGCAGUCGUGGUGGAGGUGGACAUUCAGAAGCCACAAGAACUUCUUCAAGGAAAAUAAUAUGUCUCUUUAACCUCCGUGGAAGAUGCAGAUGGAAAUAUUGUCCAAACGUUCAUUCAGAACUACCAUAUCAAUGGAGAUGGAAAAGCCUGUCUGAGAAAGACUGGAUUAUUUUAAGCGAGCACGAAUAUAUUCUAGUGGAACAUACAUACUCAGAUCCAUCUAAUCGAGGAUACACACUCGCUUCUGAGACAGGUGUCAAUAUAACCUUUGACUUUCAAACUAUGACUGGAACCGGCACCGACAGACAGACUGACACAAGCUAUAUUAUUCGCCGAAUAUCGACACCGUCGGCGGUGGAGUAUACUCGGGAUCGAUGGGCAACUGUAUGGCAAUGGUACUGGAAAAAUGAAGAUGGAAAAUGGAUAAAAUAUGGAAAUAUGACUGGUCCUUCUAACAUUAGGCAAAUAUCGAAUAAUGAUAUUGAACAAGCCUACAUCAACAAUCCAGAAGGCCAGAUAGCUUGUGGUGGGAAAAACAACUUUAUUGAUUUUUCAUGGAUGACGCAAAUUGAUGUGGCCGAUAAAACCGUAGUAGAAGUUUGUCGUAGACCAACUUUCGUUAGUGAAAGGGAGGCAAAAGAAAAAAGACGGCAACUUGACCUCAAACUAGAACAGAAAGUACCGGUAUCUAGUACCGUGGACCUGUCUGCACUACCACCCAACUGGAAAGUGUCACCAGGAGAAGACAUAUCAGACCAUCGUCAACUUACUACGUUACAGGAUUCUGACACCGAGUACAAGGAAAUUGAAUCAUUGUUUUAUGAAUGUCCACCAGCUGCAGCCCUUAUCAAAUCAAUAAAGAGAAUUGAAAAUGGUGAUUUGUGGGAGAAUUAUGUCAGUAGGCGGACAAAGAUGUUAAAGAAAAAGAGUAAAGAGGAGGUUGGUGAAAGACGAGUUUUUCACGGUACAAAGAACCAGUACAUAGAUCCUAUCUGGCACCAGGGGUUUGAUUUCAGGCUAAGUGGAGAAACAACAGGCACGCUAUAUGGUAAAGGAUGUUACAUUGCGACAUCUUCUAAAUACUCCGAUUAUUACGCAGAUGUAGGGGAGGAUAUUGUAAUGUUUGUUGCAAAAAUCUUACCGGGGGCAUAUGUACGUGGAAAAAAAGAAUACAAGCGACCUCCACACAAAGACGAGGGAAACUUGUCCAGUGAGCUCUACGAUUCAUGUGUUGAUGAUGAAAGCAAUCCACAAAAAUUCGUUAUAUUUGAUAACAAUCAAAUAUACCCGGAAUAUUUGAUCACGUACAACUACUUGUACUAAUCUAGUUUGAUGUAAAAUUAGUAAUUAAAAAGAUAUCUAUUUGAUUUUUUAUUUUAUUAGAGUUAAACUCACAUUUACAAUUCUGUUGCAAGUCUAUAAGAGGUGCAAAAAUUAUGACAAAAAGCCACAAAAAAAUCAACUGUUUUAAGAUUUAAAUGGAUCUUGGUGAGUGGUCGGAAUAUCGGGAAAGAGGCCCAAAAUCAAAACUGUAAAACACAUCAAUUUCUUUCUUUUAUUAUUUGUUAUUAUGCUAUGUGUUUUAAAAAAAGAAUGCUUCAGUACUUAAGCGGUGAGCCUUCGUGCAUGCGUCUGUGUAUGUUUGCGCAUGUGUAUGGGUGAAAGUGCGUGCGCGCCUACAAUACAAAUGAUAUCGGUCAAAGGGUGGAUAGAUAUGGGUUAAUUAGCUGGGAUAUGGUCUGUUUUAUUUAAAGCCUUCUCUGAUUCACAUUUGCUCGUUUUAGCAAAAACGUAUCAAUCUGUGUGAAGAAAGGUAAAAGAUAAUAAAUCAUGUUUCAUCAAUCACUGUUUCACCAAACAUUGCAUGUGUAUCCAUUUUUGUUGACCUCAAUAGUUUUGUAAUAUUCCUUAUAUCUGUAACAGAACUUAAAGCAAAAUACUUUAAAUAUUAUGUUAGAUGAACUCGUUCGCCUUUAUCCCGAUAAAUUAUUCAUGACAUUUGUUUUAGUAUACAGGUGCACUCAGUGCCAUCCUGGUAUAGGAAAUAUAGGAAAACUAGAUACACUAAAGGAUUACAUGUUUCAUGUUCUAAGAUUUAUUUCAAUCAAUGAAUGCACUUUUUGGCAGCUAUAUACAUGUAUGAUGUAUGAAUUUGUUUAAUUUCAUUUGAUUUUGUUCUAUUUAUUUCAGAUAAUCAAUGUCUCUUUUUCUUAGCACGUAUCAAAAUGUGUAAAUGUUUGUAUAGAAUUUUAUGAAUUCAGAUAAAAAUUCUCUUUAUAGAAAUUUGUUUAAAUUAUUUUCAAACGUGCUUAAUCUUGAAAACAUUAAUAUACAUAUCACGGUGAAGUAUGGUAUGAAAACUUUGGGAUUAGUUAAAACUGAAACUCAGACGGCAUUUAAUUGAUAAACUUUCAACAACUUACUAUAUAUUAUUGUAGCAAAGUCAAGUUCCGCUUGUAUGAUUUCAAUUUAUAAAAUAAUUCAAUGUAUGUGUUUGUAUGUACAUAUCCUUCCAUUUGUAUUGUUUCUAUUUUCUAUAUUGUGUCAAUUAAUUUUUUAAGAGAGAAUACACUUUGAUUUCUGCACGAAUAACAACUGUUUGGCGGGAACUAACGU
Messenger RNA from Mercenaria mercenaria, 3934 nucleotides. Its product is annotated as protein mono-ADP-ribosyltransferase PARP12-like. The transcript has 12 exons. The coding region runs from base 215 to 2641 and encodes 808 amino acids. Gene Ontology annotation, molecular function: NAD+ poly-ADP-ribosyltransferase activity; metal ion binding. Lineage: Eukaryota; Metazoa; Mollusca; Bivalvia; Venerida; Veneridae. The record is from RefSeq and is a predicted model, not a curated record.